Arabidopsis arenosa is the source of this 1465-nucleotide messenger RNA. The record is from the annotation of a GenBank genome assembly. NCBI's taxonomy places the organism in Eukaryota, Viridiplantae, Streptophyta, Magnoliopsida, Brassicales, Brassicaceae.
GAGAUUCCCUGACGUAUUCAGGUGUUUCCGACGUAUAUAUAUUCUUACAUAUGGCGUCGUUGGCUCUGACUUCUCCUCCCGCCGUUAAGAUUCCGUCGUAUCUGUCAUCGUCUUCUUCGUCUCUUUUCUCUCGUUCCUCGAUUUCCUUCAGGAACACUGAGUCUCGCUCUCGAAUCUGCGUUUCUGGUUAUGCGAAAUGCAAUUUGCCUAAGGCAUUAAACGGGAACGCUCGUAUUCCUAUUAUCAAUGAGACGACAAUUCCAAAGUUCUUUGAUUCUUCACGGUUGGAGAAAUCGGUUAGUAGAAACAAUACUAAGCUGAAGUUGUUCUCUGGUACUGCUAAUCCAGCUCUAUCUCAGGAAAUUGCUUGGUAUAUGGGCUUGGAACUUGGGAAGGUUAGCAUAAAGAGAUUUGCUGAUGGAGAGAUUUACGUUCAGCUGAAAGAGAGUGUUAGAGGUUGUGAUGUCUUUUUGGUGCAGCCUACUUGCACUCCAACUAAUGAGAAUCUUAUGGAGCUUUUGAUCAUGGUGGAUGCUUGCCGAAGAGCAUCAGCUAAGAAAGUAACAGCCGUGAUUCCGUAUUUUGGAUACGCAAGAGCUGAUAGAAAGACACAAGGGCGUGAAUCCAUUGCUGCCAAAUUGGUAGCAAAUCUUAUAACAGAAGCCGGUGCAGAUCGGGUUCUGGCUUGUGAUCUUCAUUCAGGACAGUCCAUGGGUUAUUUUGACAUACCAGUGGAUCAUGUCUAUUGCCAGCCUGUGAUUCUUGAUUAUCUUGCUAGCAAGUCAAUUUCCUCUGAGGAUUUGGUAGUGGUUUCUCCUGAUGUUGGUGGAGUAGCUAGGGCACGUGCAUUUGCUAAGAAAUUAUCUGAUGCGCCACUCGCCAUUGUCGAUAAAAGGCGUCACGGCCACAAUGUUGCUGAGGUCAUGAACCUAAUCGGUGAUGUUAGAGGGAAAGUGGCAGUAAUGGUGGAUGACAUGAUUGAUACCGCUGGAACCAUUGUGAAAGGAGCAGCUCUUUUACAUGAGGAGGGUGCACGUGAGGUUUACGCUUGCUGUACACAUGCGGUUUUCAGUCCACCUGCGAUAGAGCGGUUAUCAAGUGGUUUGUUGCAAGAAGUGAUAGUGACGAAUACUUUACCAGUAGCGGAGAAGAAUUACUUCCCGCAGUUAACGAUUUUAUCGGUGGCUAAUCUUCUGGGUGAGACCAUUUGGCGUGUCCAUGAUGAUAGCUCCGUUAGUAGCAUUUUCCUUUGAUACUUUACUGGUUUUUGUUGAUCAGUUUUGAUGUUCGGUUUAGGAUCGGUUUAAAAAUUACUCCUUUUUUUUCUACUUCUUCUUCACAGUUUCUAGUCUAUCUCUAACCAUGUUUUUACUUCUCUUUCUCACCCACACUAUAUGUCACUGAGUUCUAUCUUUUCUUCUUUUUAGUAUAGAGGAGUUAUUGAUAUUAAAAUGAGAAUAUUUUG